CAUUACAGAGAAUAAACAAAUUAAUAAACAAAGAACAAAACUGAGGAAAGGGCAAAAAAUCAGCCGCCGGAAGCAUGCGUCGCCACCAGCAUAGGAGGCGAAACUUCUCGCCAGUUUCGAAUUCCGAUUCAGAUUCCGAUCCGGAUUUCGGAGAAGGCGAGGAAGAGGAAGAAGAUGAUGCGGAGGAAGGAUCCGCCUCGGGGCGCCGCCGCCGCCGGGGGAUGAAGAUGAAGUGCCUCUCGUGCAAGGAGGACUACGACGGCGAUCGUGACGCCGGCACGUGCCGCGAGUGCUACGAGGAGGCCGGCGAGACAGAGGAGGAACUAAAGCGUGAGAUCGAAGACCUAAAGUCCAAGGUCAACUUCCUCCGGCUGCUGUCCGUCGGCCCCGGGCCCGUCGGCCCCAAUUCGAUCAUCCGGCCGAACACGCCUUGUUUCUCUGACGUCGUUCUGGUGGCAUCCGGGUCGCCGAACUCAUCCGAUUCGCAGUGCAGUUCGCCUUCAAUUAGGGCUCAUCGUGCUGUAUUGUCAAGCAGGUCCCCUGUUUUCAAGGCCAUGCUCGAGAAUGAAAUGGAAGAAAGCCUAAGCGGAACAAUCAAGAUUAGCGAUGUGUCUUACGAUGCCCUCCGUGCAUUUGUCAACUAUCUGUACACUGCCGAAGCUUGUCUGGAUGAGCAAAUGGCUUGUGACCUCUUGGUGUUGGCUGAAAAAUACCAGGUGAAGCAUCUCAAGACGUAUUGUGGAAAAUUUCUCAUAUCCAGGCUGAACUGGGAGAACUCCCUCCCAUAUUACGCUUUUGCCCACCAGCACGGAGCAAAGGACUUACAAGAGGCGGCCUUGUCUUUGAUUAUGGACAAUAUGAAUAAGCUGAGCAAGCAAGAGGAGUAUGUGGAGCUUGUGGAGAAGGAUCCACGUGUCGUGGUGGAGAUUUACGAGGCUUACCUGUCAAGGCAGGUGAAUACGGCUGCAGGUAAAGAACCGGGCCAGAAAAAGUAGGGUGGCUGUAUUUUUCAGAAGGUUGGAUUUUCUAGGAAGGCAUUGUUUGGAAAGUCGGUUAUCUGGAUCUUGUUUAAGAUUAUCGACUGUGUAGACGUUUUUGGGAUUGCGCUUUAUUUGGAGCAAAUUAUGUGAUACAUUUGGCUGUGUUUAAAUCAUCCUUUGGUGUUUCUUUCAAAAUUUGGCUACCAAUUAUUUAUUCUUCACUUCAGGGGCUGAUUAUGAAAAUGCACUCUGGAAGUUUGGUCCUAGUUUAUAUGAGAUAACCCAUCUGUCUUUUGAAUUUACGAAUAUCUUGCCUGACAUUUGUUUAUGUUUCGUAAAUUGCACUCUCUAGCUAGAGAUGUCUAAUAGCGAC
Molecule: messenger RNA, 1353 nt
Organism: Striga asiatica
Lineage: Eukaryota; Viridiplantae; Streptophyta; Magnoliopsida; Lamiales; Orobanchaceae
Source: the annotation of a GenBank genome assembly